ACAAAAGUGAAAGUCAUAAAACCAAUGCGAGUGACGAAAAAGUGAAGUGACCAAAAACAAAAUGCGUCGUCGGCAAUUACCACCCGUUCGCGAAGAACCAAAAAAAGUCAUGUGUGAUAACGACUGGAUAAUUUAUACUCUAGUAGCUUCUAUAGCUGCUAUAACGUAUUCUAACAGUUUGAACGGUGACUUCGUUCAUGACGACAUUCCGGCUGUAGUCACGAACGGGGAUGUGACGGGAACGAACACGGUUGUGACAGUGUUUAAGAAUGACUUCUGGGGCACGCCGAUGAGUGAUCCGGGGAGCCACAAGUCUUACCGACCGCUCACUACGCUGACUUUCAGACUAAACUACCUCUUCUCCGGCCUCUCGCCCUGGUACUGGCAUGUUACCAACGCGUGUCUCCACUGCGUUAGCUGCACGCUAGUCGCGCGCGCGAGCGCGACGAUCGCACGGCUGCGGCGACCGUUCGCAGCGCUCGCUGGGCUAUUGUUCGCGCUGCACCCUGUACAUAGUGAAGCGGUAGCAGGAGUGGUGGGCCGAGCUGACGUGCUGGCUUCUAUAUUCUUCCUGUCAUCAAUACUCAUGUACCACGGAUGCUCCAACCGCUACCGGGCUUGGUGGAGCGUGGUCCUGGCUGCCCUCAGCAUGUUGGCGAAGGAGACUGGCCUCACUGCGUUGCUGGUCAACAUAGUCUUGGACCUGUACAAGAGUUGGCCUGGAGCAAGGUGUUCUCUUAUGGUGAAAUGGCGUUGGAAAGGCGACGCUUGCGCACGCAUCACUAUUGCGUUAGCGGGACUGGUGUUGUUGGCGACGGCCAGAGUGGCCCUUCUGCAGGGUUCGCUGCCUGCGUUCUCACCGCAGGACAACCCACCAGCGUUCCAUCCUUCAUUCCUGGUCAGGCUAAUGACGUUCUGCUACCUGGCGGCCUUCAACUGGUGGCUACUUCUCUGCCCGUGGACCCUAAGCCACGAUUGGCAGAUGGGUUCCGUCCCAUUGGUAACCAGCGGAUGGGACCCUAGGAACCUUCUUACAGUUGCUGCCUUGAUAGUACUGAUAGCACUAUCGUAUAGAUGCUGGAUAGAUUUGGAGUUCCAAAGACACACCCCUGCUGCGGUGGGUCUGAUGCUGUUGGUGAUACCAUACCUGCCGGCAUCGAACCUGCUGGUGACUGUCGGUUUCGUGGUUGCUGAGAGAGUCCUGUAUUUGCCAAGCGUGGGCUCAGUGAUCCUCACAGCCUACGGGAUCCAGCUCCUCUGGCAUCGCUCCAACCGGCGUCUGCUGGUGGUUGGAACUGCAAUAUUAGCUGCCAGCUUCGCAGCAAGAACUAUCCUGAGGAACCAGGAUUGGAGAACCAGGGAGACGCUUUUGAGAGCGGACUUGGCGGUGUUACCGCACAACGCCAAACUGCACUACAACUUCGCAAACUUCUUGAAAGACAAGGAGCAACAAGAAAAUGCUAUCAAACACUAUAAGGAAGCAUUGAAGUUAUGGCCGAGCUACGCCAGCGCGCACAACAACCUUGGCACCCUGGUGAUUGCAUCAGGCCGGGCCGAGCACCACUUUCUGCAGGCGCUCAAAUACAACAGGGACCAUGUCAACGCGCACUAUAAUCUCGCUAAACUAUACAGGAAGAAAAACCGCCUCGCUGACUCCCUCAAAAUGAUAGAACGCUGCCUGACCCUGGAGCCUCGCUUCGUCCAGGCCUACGUGGAACUGCUCCACUUGAAAAGUGAAGACCAGAAGAAGGGGAUCCUAGACAAACUGCUGGAGAUAGAGCCGAGAAACUGGGAGCACUAUGUGCUGUAUGGGAACUGGUUUAAGGGCAGAGGUCUUCUACCCAUCUCUCUAAAUUACUACAUGACGGCCUUGAAACUCUCUCUCGCAAGUGGAGAGCGUCGCGGCGUCGCAGCCCUCCGCGCAGCGUGCCUCGUGCUGCGACAGAAGGGGCAAUGGGCGAGGGCGUUACAUCUUAUUAUCAGGUAGAAUUGUAGCUG
Cydia splendana is the source of this 1998-nucleotide messenger RNA. RefSeq names its product protein O-mannosyl-transferase TMTC1-like. NCBI's taxonomy places the organism in Eukaryota, Metazoa, Arthropoda, Insecta, Lepidoptera, Tortricidae. The transcript is spliced from 12 exons. Gene Ontology annotation, molecular function: protein binding. The record is from RefSeq and is a predicted model, not a curated record. The coding region runs from base 62 to 1987 and encodes 641 amino acids.